GAGUUAAUCUUCACAUUUUCAACAACAUAAAAUCACACUCGAUACUUUCAUUUCAAUCCGUUCAUUCUGGGAAUUACCAAACUAAUUUUAUUGUACUUCAAACAUCUCGCUCAUAAAAUGACUUCGGAAGAAAUCGAAGCUUCUCAAUCUGGGGACGAUGGAGGAAUGGGAGGUCCUGGUGCACCAACGCCACUCUCUGCCUUGGAGGGCGUCGCAGGUCUAACUAAGAGAGAUAUUCAAAUGAUCGUAGAUGGUGGUUACAAUACUGUAGAGUCUGUCGCAUACACGCCGCGGCGAAUUCUAGAACAAAUCAAGGGUAUCUCUGAGCAGAAGGCCACAAAGAUUCUUACGGAAGCAUCGAAACUGGUCCCCAUGGGUUUCACAACCGCCACUGAAAUGCAUCAACGAAGAAGCGAAUUGAUAUCUAUUACGACUGGUUCCAAGCAAUUAGAUACACUUCUGGCAGGAGGAGUGGAAACCGGAUCUGUUACCGAAAUAUUUGGAGAGUUCCGUACUGGAAAGAGUCAAAUUUGCCAUACUCUAGCAGUUACCUGUCAACUGCCAUUUGAUAUGGGUGGCGGAGAAGGCAAAUGUCUGUAUAUCGAUACGGAAGGCACGUUUCGUCCUGUGCGUUUACUUGCGGUAGCCAAUCGAUACGGUCUAUCCGGAGAAGAAGUUUUGGACAAUGUUGCAUAUGCAAGAGCCUACAACUCCGAUCAUCAGUUGCAACUUCUUAAUCAAGCAGCACAAAUGAUGUGCGAAACCCGAUUCUCCCUACUAAUCGUUGACAGUGCCACUGCACUAUACCGCACAGAUUUCACAGGUAGAGGUGAAUUAUCCUCUCGUCAAAUGCAUCUAGCAAAAUUCAUGCGCAUGCUUCAACGUCUAGCCGAUGAAUUUGGUAUCGCUGUGGUAAUCACAAAUCAAGUUGUUGCACAAGUUGAUGGAGGACCAAGUGCCAUGUUCAAUCCAGACCCCAAGAAACCUAUCGGAGGUAAUAUUAUUGCACAUGCAAGUACCACUAGAUUAAGUCUCAAGAAGGGUCGUGGAGAAACUAGAAUUUGCAAGAUCUAUGAUAGUCCUUGUUUACCAGAGAGCGAUUGUCUUUUCGCUAUCAAUGAAGAUGGUAUCGGAGAUCCAAGUCCAAAAGAUCUUGAGAAGGAUUAGAGGGGGGUUUUAUUGGCGUAGAUGCAUCAUGAUUUUAUGUGGUUCUCAUGGUUAUUUGAUUUUCUUUGCGCUUUAGCUGGCAUGGAGGGCAUGGUAGCGGUCAUGGGUGACAAAUGGAGCUUAUAGGGUGAACUUGGGAGGAAUCAUUUUCAUUAUUGUGAAACCUUUACAAAUGGAAUUGUUUGUAUUUAGUAAUUCAGUAGCACAUAGCAAUUUCUAUAGUAUACCUUCCGGGUAAUAACA
Messenger RNA from Botrytis cinerea B05.10, 1410 nucleotides. RefSeq names its product Bcrad51 (gene Bcrad51). Gene Ontology annotation, biological process: DNA recombinase assembly; chromosome organization involved in meiotic cell cycle; double-strand break repair via homologous recombination. The transcript is spliced from 3 exons. The record is from RefSeq and is a predicted model, not a curated record. The coding region runs from base 118 to 1167 and encodes 349 amino acids. Gene Ontology annotation, cellular component: condensed nuclear chromosome. Gene Ontology annotation, molecular function: single-stranded DNA binding; DNA strand exchange activity; ATP-dependent DNA damage sensor activity. NCBI's taxonomy places the organism in Eukaryota, Fungi, Ascomycota, Leotiomycetes, Helotiales, Sclerotiniaceae.